This is a messenger RNA of Cyphellophora attinorum, 2709 nucleotides long. Its product is annotated as Periodic tryptophan-like protein. NCBI's taxonomy places the organism in Eukaryota, Fungi, Ascomycota, Eurotiomycetes, Chaetothyriales, Cyphellophoraceae. The transcript is spliced from 2 exons. Gene Ontology annotation, biological process: maturation of SSU-rRNA from tricistronic rRNA transcript (SSU-rRNA, 5.8S rRNA, LSU-rRNA); ribosomal small subunit assembly. Gene Ontology annotation, molecular function: protein binding. Bases 1 to 2709 code for a protein of 902 amino acids. The record is from RefSeq and is a predicted model, not a curated record. Gene Ontology annotation, cellular component: Pwp2p-containing subcomplex of 90S preribosome; small-subunit processome.
AUGAAGACCGAUUUCAAGUUCUCCAACCUCCUCGGCACCGUAUACAGCCGUGGGAAUGUCGUCUUCACACCAGAUGGGAACUCGCUUCUCUCGCCAGUCGGCAAUCGAGUAUCGGUGUUCAACCUGGUCAAGAACACAUCAUACACAUUACCAUUCGCACACCGCAAGAAUAUCACACACCUAGGCCUUACGGGCAAUGGACAAUUGCUCUUGUCAAUAGACGAGGAUGGCCGAGCCAUCUUGACACUCUUUCCCCGCCGCAUAUCGAUAUACCACUUCUCCUUCAAGGGUCCUGUCUCUGCCCUGGCAUUCUCACCUAAUGGUCGAUACUUUGUUGUCGGUGUCGGCAAACGAGUGCAAGCCUGGAGGACCCCGAACACACCUGGAGCGGAUGGAAAUGGAGAGCUGGAAUUUGCGCCUUUCAUCCUCCACAGAGAUCUCGGCGGCCACUUCGACGAAGUCAGACAUUUGAGCUGGUCCGGCGAUUCGAGAUUUUUCAUCAGCUCGUCAAGAGAUCUCACAGCUAGGCUAUGGAGUCUGAACCCAGAAGAAGGCUUCGAGCCAACAGUCCUAUCUGGCCACAGACAGCAAGUCCGUGCGGCAUGGUUCUCCUCCAACCAGGAACUCAUAUACACCGUUAGUGAAGAUGGCGCUCUCUUCAGAUGGGAGUUCACCACUCGGACCCCACGAAAUGGAGAAGAACAAGACACGAUCGAAGAAGGCGACGACGAAAGAUGGCGUAUAGUCAAAAAGGACUUCUUCAUGCAGAACGCAAGACUAAAGUGUGCUGCUUUUCACCCACGCACCAACCUCCUCACAGUCUGCUUCAACAACGGCCUCUUCUCCAUCUACGAGCUCCCGUCCUUUUCUAAUAUCCACUCCCUGUCCAUGGCCUCCUCACCCAUCUCCGCCGUCGCCAUCAACCCCACCGGCGAAUGGCUCGCCCUAGCCUCCUCCAAGACCGCCCAACUCCUCGUCUGGGAACACACCUCGGAAUCCAACAUCCUCAAACAAUCCUCCCACCUCGACAAUCCAACCACCCUCUCCUACUCCCCUGAUUCCUCCCGCAUAAUCACCGGCUCCGACGACGGCCUCAUCAAGAUCUGGGACACCUCCUCCGGCUUCCACAUCACCACCUUCACCGAACACACCUCUUCCGUCACCGCCUCCACCUACUCCUCCCGCGGCAACAUCCUCUUCACCGCCUCCCUCGACGGCUCCGUCCGCGCCUGGGACAUGCUCCGCUACCGCAACUUCCGCACCUUCACCGCCCCCACACGCCUGUCCUUCUCCUCUCUCGCCCUCGACCCCUCCGCCGAAGUCGUCUGCGCUGGCUCCCACGACUCCUUCGACAUCCACCUGUGGUCCGUCCAGACCGGCGCCCUCUUGGACCAGCUCUCCGGCCACGAAGGCCCCAUCUCCACCCUAGCCUUCACCCCCGACGGCCGCAGCCUAAUCUCCGGCUCCUGGGAUCGCACAAUCCGCAUCUGGUCCGUCUUUGACCGCUCCCAAACCUCCGAAGUCCUCCAACUCACCUCCGACAUCCUCUGCAUCGCCAUCUCCCCCAACUCGACCCAACUCGCCGCCUCAACCCUCGACGGCCAGCUCACAUUCUGGUCCCUGCAGAACUCAACCCAAGAAUCCGGCCUCGCCGCCCGUCGCGACGUGAGUGGCGGCCGCACCCUCACCUCCCGCCGCACCGCGGCUUCUUCUCCGGGCACGAAAUCAUUCACAACGAUAACCUACUCCGCCGACGGCUCGUGUCUGUUGGCGGCCGGGAACAGCAAAUACAUCUGCUUAUACUCCAUCAGCACCCUCACCCUGAUCAAAAAGUUCACGGUCAGCACGAAUCUCUCCCUCGACGGGACACAAGAAUUCCUUAAUAGUCGCGCGAUUCUCUCCAACGGUCUACCGGAGGGAAUGCUCGACUCGGAAGGCGAGGCCUCCGACCUCGAAGAUCGCAUCGAUCGUUCGCUGCCUGGCGCUAGCCGCGGCAAAGACGCUACGAGCCGCACCAUCAAACCUCAAGUCCGCGUCACGGCAGUGCAGUUCGCGAGCACGGGGCGCAGUUUUUGUGCGGCGAGUACGGAGGGCUUGUUGAUCUACUCGCUCGAUAGCGCUUCCGGCGCCGGAGAAGAAGACUUCGACCCCUUCGACCUAGACAUCGACACAACGCCCCAAAACAUCCUCGCCCUACUCGCCCGACAGCCAGAACCAGAAUACCUCCGCGCGCUGAUCAUGGCGUUUCGUCUGAGUGACGCGGGGCUGGUCCAAAAAUGCUACGAAGCAGUACCGUACACGUCCAUUCCCCUGAUCGUCCGCGCACUACCACGAGUAUACCUCUCGAAGUUGCUGCAGCUGAUCGCAGCGCAGAUGGAGAACACACCACAUCUCGAAUUCCACCUACGCUGGCUAACAGAGGUGAUCGGCGUGCACGGCGCGUGCAUCAAAGAGCGCAGAGCACAGUACGCCAGCGAAAUCAGGGCCGUCCUCAAAGGUGUCGAUGGGACGGGGAGGAUGGUCAGGAGUCUAAGCGAGCGGAACGGCUUCGAGGUGGGGUAUCUGCUGAGUCAGAGGGAAGCCAGCAAGAGGAAACAGGAGCAAGUAGUGAUGCAGCUGGAACCUAAUGGCGAGCAUGGUGGUAGUGAUGAGGCUAUGCUGGAGGAUGGUGAUGGUGAUGGCGAUGGGGAGUGGCAAGGACUAGACUAG